CAUUUCCGGGUUAUAAAUGCAUCUCAUUAGUUAUGCAUGAAUCAACAAGGUAUCCGGUACCCCGAUCGAUCAGAGACGCAUGCCAUCCAAAACUCGGUGGGUUACUCCACAACUAUGAUGUUUGCAUGCUACGGUCCAAGAGAUGCAAGCUAGUCAUGUGAUUAUAGACUCACCAGACAGAGUAGCAGAUCAUCACCAGCCUGAGGGCCUCCAGAACAGGCCGCUUCUCAGAUGCAAGAGUGGAGUGUAAAACCGGACCUUCAUACUCGAGCCCUGGAAGUCUAGACUGCUGAUGCUAUGUGCCAGGAAUCAAUGUCAGACUUAAGCUCCAGAACUUCUAGUCUCUGAAGAAAAGACAAGAAAAAUAUUCACCUUGAUUCUUUGUAUUCUGUUCUUCCUACCUCUGUCGUUGUUAUUGAAGGUCUGAAACACCUCUCCAUUGCCUUGUAUGAUUGUUUUAAUUGUUAUUAAAGAUAUAUCUUGAGCAGCUAUUGUAAAAUUACUACCAAUCUGUACAUGUGUAUGUUGUACUAUAUAGUAUAUACUAUCAGUAACCAAUCGUAAUGUAAAGAAUUUCUUUAUAUUUUUUGGUUAUUACUUCAAAAAUUGCUUGAACGAAUGAUGUACAUUCAUAGUUUCUGAAUAGUUUCUGACACUUGGUUUUAAAUUUCUGGUGACUACAAAGUACUAUAGUUGAUGUGCAGUGUGUGAUGUGUUAUGAUUCAGGAGGAUGUCGCUACCAACAGGAAGAUCCAAUGUCUGCAGCACAUGUGGCAAGUGCUUCAAGCGCCUCGCUGCCCUAGAGAACCACAAACGAUUGUCACAUCCAAAAGAUGAGCACCUUAUCAAGGCCAGCUGCCAGCAAAGGAUGAUUCCCGCCAAGAAAACCGAUGGUAAGACACAUAAAAAGAAGAUCCACAAGAAGACGGAAGUUUCCUUGAAAGAAAGGGUCAUCAGCAAUCAUGACUUGUCAUGUCAGCAAGGACCUGAGAGCAAAAGUAGCAUCCUACUUCAACAAGGUGUCUCAGGAGAGGUUGGUUUGGCCAGACCCGAUGCUGCCAUUGGGAUGUCACGUCAAGGAAGAGAAGGGCAAUAUGCUGGUUUUGAAACAAGGUUAGAUAGACCUGGAAGUUCCAACGGCUUUGAGGAUCACCAGCCACUUCCGGAAACCUCCAGUAGUAGCAUGAUUGAUGGUAAUCAAUCGAUUUAUCAAGCUAGGCUUCCUAAGCAUCUGAAUAUCACUAAAAAUGUGACUAAUGGUACCUACAGCUGCACCGAUUGCAAAGCUUGUGUUUAUAGUGUAGAUUUUCUGUUCAGCCAUGACUGCAAUGAAACAGUGAAUAGGGAUUCACCAGAAUCCCCAUGCAAGGACUGUGGAUUGAAUGCAAGGGUGUGCUCUUGCAGAAAGCUUGAGUUCCAGCUUGUAGUGAGAGAAAAAGACCCAUGUUGUAGCAUCUGCGGGAGGGUAUUCUCAGAUGAGAUGGCAAAGAAACAGCACAAAUGUCUUCAAACUGAUUCAUGGAAGUCGGUACGUCCUGUAGGAGGCCAUUUUGGUAAUGAUGUCACCAAUGAAGCCAGAUCAGAUGCGUCUAUAGGACUUGCUGACGCACAAAACAAGAACGUACUGAAACCCCGAAAUGACAAUGCCAAGUGCCCAUACUGCAAGAAAAUGUUUAGGAAUGAUCUUUACCUCAAUAACCACAUGCUUUCUCACAGCGAGCUCCAGAAGUUUGACUGUUUCUACUGUCGUCAGCUCUUCCCAACAGGUGCUGCCCUUAAAGAACACCUGGGGACAGUUCAUGUCCAACGGCCAGAGGAGACAUUACAGGGACAAGAGGCUGCUGGAGUUGUUUAUACAGAUUCAGGCUUGCGAUGGAAGUGUUCUUUAUGCCCAAAGAUCUUUUCCUGUAAGAGUAACAGACGGAGACAUCAAAUGUGGCAUUUUGGCAUCAGACCACAUGCUUGCGAACUCUGCGGGGCUGCAUUUCGCCAGCGAUGGCAGCUCCAAGCCCAUAAGAAGACGAAGCGGUGCCAAAAUAACAGAAAUAGAACAAAAAAUGUACUUUUGAGACUUAGCGAUGCUCCGAUUAAGCAUCCUCACACAGCUGAUAGCAGUAACCAGAUGGUUCUUAAUGGUGAACUGGAAGAAGGAGAGGUUACAGAGAAUCUAGCUUCAGACUCUGUCAAGGAUAUUUAUCAGAGAAUUUCCAACAGCCAGCCUCUGGUAAGCCCUACACCCGCAAGUCAAGCUCCAAUUCCAGAGUUUGCUGCAAUUCCUACUUCAAGUCUUUCAUCAAGCGUUUCACACAAUCCAAUGUCUACGAAGUGCCUUGAUCAACCUAUGUUGGAGCAUGUGCCUGAAGAAGAACCUUUAGACUUGACAAGACUAACUGGCCUAGAUAUGGAGACGAAUGAUACCAGAUCAUUUAUCUGCCAAGAAUGUGGGAAACUCUGCAAAACCAAUCGAAACCUCAUGAUUCAUAAGCGAAUUCAUACGGGAGAGAGACCAUACAAUUGUAGUCUGUGCAGCUUGACCUUUCGACAGUCCCACCACCGAAAGGCUCAUAUGCUUUCCAAGCAUGGAGUCUAUCAUCCAGUCCCGAAGGCAAACGCCAAGAAGGAGAUCGUAGUUAUGACCGAGGAAGGGAUCAGGUAUAAGUGUCAUUACUGCAGCAAGGUGCUGAUGUCCAGGUCUGGAAGACGCAAGCAUGAGAGAUGGCAUCUAGGAUUGAGACCCCACAAGUGCGACAACUGUGGGAAUAUGUUCAAACAGCUGCAACACCUCAAGAAACACCAGAUGUCAUCAAAGUGUAGAGUUUCCCAGAUCAAGUUGAUUGACACCAAAAAUAAGAGAAAUUAUAAUGAUAGCAGCAAUCCAAGGAUUGGUCCCCUAACCUCAUGGCAUAUGAUGCAAGUUUUGGCAGAAAACCACCGCAAGAAGAAGGCCCUUGCUGCUAGUGACAUUUCUGCUUUAUCCUCAGAAAGUGAAGCCCCUCAGGUCACGGAUGUUCGCAGUGCAGUAGGGCUUAUUAGCACAGAGGAACUGAAAGCAAAAGAGAGAGCUAAGAAACUGGCUGAGGAUGCCAGCGAAAAGAGUCGUGACAAUGAUGAAGAUGAAAAUGUUGUGGGUCAGUGUUUAGAAGAAAUAGGAAAUAUUACAGACGAAGGAGAUAAAGCUGAAACAGUUGGAAGAUACGCCCUAGAAAAUGAUGAAGAAAGUAUCAACGGUAUAUCUAUCAAGGAGGAAGUGUUUUCCGAAAUUGAGGACGGAGAGAUUGUUGAUGGGAAUGACCAUAUGUCUUACCAAAAUGGUGAAGUUAAUGGGAAUUUCCAAGAAUGUAAAGACUUUGAAGCUGGUGGGGGAAAUGAUCUCCCUUUGAACCUGACUAAUGCAAACAGUCUAGGUGAUGUUUAUGAGGAUCUUGAAGCCUACCAAGCUCAGUGUCAUAUCUGUGGACAGUAUUAUAAGACAAGACAGAACUUGAGCAUCCACAUGCGAAUCCAUACGGGAGAGCGCCCACACUCCUGCUCCAUCUGCUCCAAGAAAUUCAUCCAACCGCAUCACUUGAAGGCACACCUGAAGUCCAAGCAUGACAUCGUCAUGGUCACCCCAAGCAGGCCAAUCAGGCAGGAAGAGAUCAUCAUGACCCAAGAAGGCAUCCGCUUCAAGUGCCAGUUCUGCCCCAAGCUGCUGUCCUCCAAGAAUGGACGCCAGAAGCACGAACGCUGGCACUUGGGGCUGAGGCCACACAAGUGCGAUGUCUGCGGCAAGGCCUUUAAGCAGAGCCAUCAUCUUAAGAGACACAAGGUUGGAACAGCCUGCAUCCCGCUUGACAAGCAGCCAAUCAAGGAAGAGUGUCCGUCUCCACCUCCGUCUCCACCUCCUUCAGAGCCUCUACUCAAUGUACCACUGAAUCCAUCUGCUCCUCUUACUGUUUUGCUACCAGUGACCAUUCGUGCUGCACCGGCCCCUGUUCAUACGGACCUUACUGUAAAGGAAGCACUGCCUGGGCAAUUGCCCUCAGAAGGAGCCCCCACGAACAUAGAAACGGCCAGAGAGGUGCCCCUUCAGAUCCAUCCACCACCUGAAGCAACCAAAGACAUGACCCCUCAGGAUCUCUCAAUGCCCUCUUCUAAAUUAAUAGAUCUGCACUGCUAUGAGUAAUAUUUCAGUCUUUGCUCUGCCAAAUAUUUUCUCUCCUUUAAUUAGUCCUACUGUAUCAAUCAUCUGUAGAGUGUAUUAUCCAAACUAAUAGCAGAUGAAAAAUUGCUUCUGACAAGUUAAGCUUCCCAGUGAUAUUCUUUACACAAGACGUAAGGGGUAUGAGUUGUUGAAGUUACACAUGAACUGUUUCUAAGGCAAGGUAUUGUACACACAUUGCUACCAGUGUUGUAAUGUAUUUUUAAUUGUGCCAUCUUUCGGUGAAGGCAUACACAGAGCAAUAUUGGGUCCCUGUACCCACGCAUCAUUGUGCAUGCGCCAUCAGUUGUGAUGCAUUGUGGGACGUGGCUGUCAACACAUCUGGACAUUGUAAGCAGCAGAUGGCAGCAUAUGUAAAUCUGAAGAAGUGUCAGUAGAAUACCCUGCCUUAGUUUGAAAGGGGAGGUUUUCAUUUGCCUUGUUUUUGAGAAAGUAGACCAUAUCUGAUGCAGCAGCUAUAUUAGAGUGUAUUAUGUCUGAAAUUGAGAUACUAAACCUUUAUGAUUUCAUGCUAUACAUGUCAUGUAGCAGUUGUUGUCUGAUGUCAGCUAUUUUCAGGUCUUUUGCAAGGGCAUCUCUCCUGUACUUGAGUUCCUAGCGACUAACAAUUGUAGCUUGGUAUCCGUUUAGUGUGUCAUAUCUAAAUGAGCCUUUAGUUGAAGAAUGAUCUAUUAAAAUAAGCAAUUGUCUUAUGCUACCACCUUAUGAGUGCUUUACACUUUAAACUUCAUGCGCAAGCAUAAUGUCCUUGCAUUGUAAGCCUGAGUAGAACUAUGCCCAGUGUUUAUUUUUUCGCUGUACCAACAGUCAGUAGCAAAUUUUAAACCUGCCCUUUUCACCUAGGCCUAGAAUCUUCAUUUGCAGUAUAUAAUGUAAAAUAUAUUUCUUUGGACACUAUCGAUGUUACUUUCAAGUUUCA
Molecule: messenger RNA, 5120 nt
Organism: Strongylocentrotus purpuratus (purple sea urchin)
Lineage: Eukaryota; Metazoa; Echinodermata; Echinoidea; Camarodonta; Strongylocentrotidae
Product: zinc finger protein 845-like
Exons: 3
Coding region: 731-4165 (1144 amino acids)
Biological process (GO): regulation of transcription by RNA polymerase II
Cellular component (GO): nucleus
Molecular function (GO): DNA-binding transcription factor activity, RNA polymerase II-specific; RNA polymerase II cis-regulatory region sequence-specific DNA binding
Source: RefSeq, a predicted model, not a curated record